This is a messenger RNA of Danio aesculapii, 2991 nucleotides long. RefSeq names its product pyruvate dehydrogenase E1 component subunit alpha, mitochondrial-like. The coding region runs from base 96 to 1919 and encodes 607 amino acids. Gene Ontology annotation, molecular function: pyruvate dehydrogenase (acetyl-transferring) activity. The transcript has 13 exons. Gene Ontology annotation, biological process: pyruvate decarboxylation to acetyl-CoA. The record is from RefSeq and is a predicted model, not a curated record. Gene Ontology annotation, cellular component: intracellular membrane-bounded organelle. Lineage: Eukaryota; Metazoa; Chordata; Actinopteri; Cypriniformes; Danionidae.
AAUCUGCAGCGGCUGUAAACCUCGUUCGCUGGCCUGGUUUCUGUGAGUGGAGGACCGCAGGAGAUCACUUUUCUGGUUAGCUGUGGGUUAAUAGCAUGAGAAAGAUGCUAACCAUCAUUUCUAACGUUCUGAGGGGCGGCGCCAGCAGGAACGGAGCCGAACUGGUAUCAGAGUCCUCCACUCUCCAGGCCGUUCUGCAGCUUCUGGCGGUCCAGAGCGAAUAUGCAAAUUUGACCGCUCCACACGACCAUGAUCCUGACCCCCCUCCUUACUCGACACAGUGCCAAAGCCCAUCAGUUUCCCCUCCAUUAACACAAACUCCUCACAACGCUGCUGUAGAAUACAAAUCUUUAAUGCACACCACCAGUGGCCAGUCUUCAGGACACUCAGGACCACCUGACAGACCCCUGACAGAUGCUGUUUCUUCAGAGGCGGUAGUUCCGAAAAUAGCUUGCAUAGAUCCAGUGGUGACCAGUGAUUCAUCCAUCUCAGAACAAUUAAACACAGAUCCUUCUGUUACAGAAACUAUUCCAACAAUAGAAAAAAAUAACACUAUAGGUGUUCCUGCAUCCCCUGGCCAAUUUACACAUCAUAAGUCACCUAUUAACCUAGUCCCCAGCCCAAUUCAGUUAAUCCCUGCAGUAGCUAUCAGCAGUUCCAACAUUACCAGCACAGACCCCAUUGUGUCCCUUAGUCCCUCACCAUCCGGGAGCCUUCUGGGACUUGAUAAAUCCUUCCCAGAGAUCACGCACAGCCAGGCUGAAGGGACUCCCUUACCAGAGCCACAGCUUGCUGGUGCAAGGGUGGUGGUAUCUGCCAGGACAUAUGCAGACUUUACCCCUCAGGCCACCUUUGAUAUUAAGAAAUGUGACGUGCACAAGCUGGAGGAGGGCCCAGCAGUGCAGGCAGUGCUAACCAGAGAAGAAGGCCUUCAAUACUACCGAACAAUGCAGACCAUGAGGCGCAUGGAGCUCAAAGCUGAUCAACUCUACAAGCAGAAGAUCAUCAGGGGCUUCUGUCACCUUUAUGAUGGACAGGAAGCGUGUGCCGUGGGUAUUGAGGCAGGUAUUAAUCUAUCAGAUCAUCUCAUCACAGCCUACCGUGCCCACGGGUACACACUCACCAGAGGAGGCACCGUUCGGGAGAUCAUGGCUGAGCUGACUGGUCGUAGAGGAGGUAUUGCCAAAGGAAAGGGAGGAUCAAUGCACAUGUACACUAAGCAUUUCUAUGGAGGAAAUGGAAUUGUGGGGGCUCAGGUGCCUCUUGGGGCAGGUGUAGCGCUGGCCUGCAAAUACCAGGGCAAGAAUGAGCUGUGUGUCUGUCUCUAUGGGGAUGGUGCUGCUAACCAGGGUCAGAUCUUUGAGACAUAUAAUAUGGCAUCUCUGUGGAAGCUGCCGUGCAUCUUCAUUUGUGAGAAUAACAAAUACGGCAUGGGUACUUCUGUGGAGAGAGCGGCCGCUAGUACAGACUACUACAAGAGAGGCGAUUUUAUACCUGGAUUGAGGGUUGAUGGCAUGGAUAUUCUUUGUGUGAGGGAGGCCACCAAAUUUGCUGCUGAACACUGCAGAUCAGGAAAGGGUCCUAUUCUGAUGGAGCUGCAGACCUAUCGUUAUCAUGGACACAGUAUGAGUGACCCAGGAAUCAGUUACCGCACACGUGAGGAGAUCCAGGAGGUGCGCAGCAAGAGCGACCCUAUCUCGAUGCUGAAGGAUCGCAUGCUGAGCAACAACAUGGCCAGUGUGGAGGAACUGAAGGAGAUUGAUGUGGAGGUAAGGAAAGAGAUCGAGGACGCAGCUCAGUUUGCCACCACAGACCCCGAGCCUCCGCUGGAAGAUCUUUGCAACCACAUUUUCUACAAUGACCCUCCUUUGGAAGUGCGUGGCACCAACCCCUGGUCCAAGCUCAAGUCCAUCAGCUAAAUCUCCUUCCUCCUCCAUCUCCUCUUCCUACUGGUUGACCCUCUCCCAUUGAAGCACACAGAUAAAAAAAAUCCCCUCCAGUGUGGCUAUAGGUUUCAGAGACAGUUAUUGGGAAACUCAACCACAUUGAGAAACGUUGCCUCAUUUCACAUUUGAUCAUUGCCUUGUUUUCUUGUUGUCUUCAUCAGUUACAACACUAACCCUCAAUAUAUUUUACAUCAUCUGUUGCGAACAGCAUGUACAGUAAUAUGUGAAUAAACGCUGCAGGGCUUGGCUUGUAAUUUUUGGUACUUUCCAAAUGUUUCCAGUACCUCUACAGCGUCCACGCAUUGACAGAAGAUUUACUUUGUUGACUCACAGACAUGCAUGCGCUCACACAUUCACAGCUUUAUAUAUCAGCAGGAGUGUGUGUUUUGGAGUGUGUGAGUUGGUGAAAUGCAGCCUUGCAGUUCUAGCUUUACAAAACAUCUAAAGGGAAGUGUUUAUUAACAGAUAAAAUGUAAAUCUCUGUGGCCAUACUACAAAAAAAAGGUUUGUGUACUAUUUAGGGGGUUUAGUAUGGGAUGUUUUAUUUUUUGUGGUAUCAUAAAACUUAUGCCUACUUGAUUCAUUCAUAGGCUGUAAAGUGUUUUAAAAAUAUAUUUUAAUGCAUAAGAUUUCAAAUAAAACUAAAAUUUGGCUUUAAAAUGGGAAAAGGUUAUUUGAUUCUCACUAUUUCAUUCACUCUCUAGAACAUUUAUUUAAAACGGGAGUUUUUUCUUCACAUAUUUAUUAUGAAAAAAGUUUUUGUUACAAGCAAUGUUACUGGGGAUAUAUCCUAAAAUUUGACUAUUUCAGUGUAUUAAUGGUUGUUUUUAAUGUUUGUUUAAAAUAUGUCUGAAUUGGGAAUGUAUUAAAUGUUGGAGUAGGGUGUUAAAAUGCUGUUGAAAGGUUAAAGGGGGGCAUCAGGGUCACAGGUUUAACCUUUUAUGUUGUAUCGACUAGGAUGGGAAGUCAAGAAGAUCAGGCAAUGUGUGUGAUGUUCAAUGUGGUCUUUAUAACAUACAACUACAAAUAAAUCAUUCAAAUUUUU